GUUUUUUCAUCGCUUUCUCCAAUCUUCAACCGAAUCGACCUGCAGCUUGAAGCCGGCCUGGAUCAGCUUGACACGUGCCGAACCCGCCUUUUGACGGAAUCCGACUAAUCCUGCUCGACCGGGCUUGCGGAUUAAGGCUGAAAGUCUUCCAGCGGGUGGCGGGGUUUGAACCCUUGACCUCAAGAUCACCACAGGUUUGCAUGAUUCUAUUAUUCAAUGCAUACAGGAACAUUUUCUUUUCCAUAUGAGAAGUGACAAACAGAAGAAAAAGAAAAUAUAAUUGUUGAGAGAGAAAAAAAGAGAGAUGGAGCAUGAGAGUUUUCCUCAUAAGCUUCAUGAACAUCCGCUGAGUUUGAUCCCCGACUCCGCCAAGCAAAGUGAUUAUUACAACUCAUACUGUUAUGGUUGUGGGAGAUACUUUAUACCCGGAGAUGCAACGUAUGGAUGCAGCCUCAGGUGUGGAUAUCAUAGUUUGUUACACAAAGAAUGCAUGGAAAUGCCGCGAGAGAUUAUGCACCCUAUCCAUCCUUCACACCCUCUCACACUCCAUGAUUUUGGAUCAAGAAUAUGUGCAGUUUGUAAAGAAUAUGUGUUUGGGAUGAUAGGCUACAGAUGUAGCCAAGAGGGCUGUGAUGGAUUGUGGAUCCACUUGGGAUGCGCGGGCUUUCUUACUGAUAAGCAGCCGCUUAUGUACCACCAAAGCCACCCUCAUCAUCAGCUACGCUUUUCCAAGAGAACGAGGUGGUGCACAUUCCCCUGUGAUGCAUGUGGUGCCACUGAGAAAGGGGACUCCUACAUCUGCACUCUCUGCGACUACUGGAUACACGAGAGUUGCGCGCUACUCCCAUUGUCCGCGCACUUCCCUCAUCAUCACCCUGCCCACACACUCUCCCUCGCAUUUUCUCUUCCAUCUGAGUAUAUCAAAUAUGAAUUUGAUUGUGGUAUAUGCAGCAUGACUUUGCCAUUGAGACGAUGGCUCUAUCACUGCCACCUUUGUAGAUAUAUCGUCCAUCUCAACUGUGCCACCUCCACAUUUGAUGAUGAAAAUGCAAUUGAUGGUGAGAAAGAUGUCACCAAGUUUCCGAUAGCAGUAGAUGACAUGUAUGAGGAGAUAAUCAAACCUUUCGUUAGGCGAGAAAGUGGAAAAGUUCUCAUCCCUCAUGAUGAUCAGAACAAGGGUGGCAAGUACAGGUUCUUUGGUCACCCUGAUCAUCUACUAACUUUUACUACAUUUUCAUCGUCUUCUUCAUCAUCAUCUCAAGAUCGCUACAAAAAAGAUGAUGAUGAUGACGAUGAUGAAGAUGAGUUUGACAUUAUUCCGAGAUCGGAAUUAACAUGUGAUGGGUGCACAUUGGCUAUACAUGAAAAGAAGCAAACAUAUGGUGAUGGGUAUGAGAGUGGUUACAUGAGUUGUGAAGAAUGCAAAUACUUUCUCCAUUUGUCGUGCUUCAACUUACCGCUACACAUCCCCUCUCUUCCAAUCCAUCCUCUCAAAGAUCACAGCUUAAGGCUUCAAAAUGUUGAUGGCAAUCUAACAGAUAGUAAAUACUGUUAUAUUUGUCAUGCUUAUACGAAUGGGCUCUAUUACUCUUGUACCCACGAAGGCUGCAGGUUCAACUUAGACAUCAAGUGUUCUUCUCUGCCUAGCACCAUAACACACGCAGCUCACCCACGACAUAAUUAUCUCGAGAUAGUCACAAGUGAUUAUGAGUCUUUUUUCUGUGUUAACUGUUAUAGCUUUAUAAGUUCAACUGUGGGACAAUACAAAUGCAAUAGUUGCAGAUUCAGUGUGUGUGGUGCAUGCGUGAUGCUACCAGCAACAAAUAAGCAUAGAUUGGAGAAUCACAUGUUAUGGUUGACAUACGAUGCUCGGUUUAACCAUCCCGGUGAGUUCUACUGCAGUAGUUGCGAACAACAAAUGGACCCCAGAAGUUGGAUGUAUUAUUGUCGAGACUGCGAUCAAUCCUUUCACCCGGAAUGCUUUCCUGCUACGUCAGGUGAGUACAGAAACAUCAAAUAUGGGACAAAGCAGUAUGUGAUAUCCAUUCAUGAUCACCCUCUCAGAUUUCAAAUCAUAUCCAACAAAAAGAGAUGUGAUCAAUGUCAUGAAGAUAGUUAUGAUAGGCCCGGAUUUCAAUGUGCGUCGUGCUUCUUUGUCGUGGGUGUAGAGUGCGGUGUGAAAUGCUUGGGUGAUGCCUAGAGGCAAUCUUAUGCAAAUCAAAACAAAUUUCUCUUGUUAAUUGGGUGCAUGCAUAUGUAGUUUGUUGUAUUUAUGUUAUGAUGUGUGUUGUUCUUGUAUCUUAUGUAUUUUGAUAAUUUUUAUGUAUAAAGAUUUUAUCAAUUCUGUGUA
Molecule: messenger RNA, 2350 nt
Organism: Salvia hispanica
Lineage: Eukaryota; Viridiplantae; Streptophyta; Magnoliopsida; Lamiales; Lamiaceae
Source: RefSeq, a predicted model, not a curated record